Molecule: messenger RNA, 5169 nt
Organism: Struthio camelus australis
Lineage: Eukaryota; Metazoa; Chordata; Aves; Struthioniformes; Struthionidae
Source: RefSeq, a predicted model, not a curated record
CUUAGCCAGAUCAAUGCAGACCUGCUUCGUGCACGUGUUAGAAUUGGACUGGCUUAGUAACCCGAGCUUCUCAACAGAAGAUGCACUGUUACUGCAUCAGCGCACUACAGAAGUUGCAAAACUCGCCCCUGAAAAAUCGCCACUAAUAAGGAAUACUUCAAGAUCAGAUCUGUCAGGGGAAAGUGAUACAGAUGAGAAUCCAAAAAAGUCAAGUAAGAGAAGGAAAAAGAAAAAGCAUCACCACCAUAAGAAGACAAAAAGGAAAACCAGAGGGGACUCCAGUAGCAGUGGAUCAGAACUGGACUCUAAGUGCAGCAAGGACAAAGCCACAGGAGGUGACAGAAAUCGUGAAAAAGCAGCAGCAGCAAAUCUAGAUGAUAAAACAUCAAAUCUUACCAGCAGUCGCUUUGUUUGGCUUGAUGAUAUCCAGGCUUUCUCAGCAGAAACGUUCAGAAUAGACAAGAAAUCAGACCCUGCGAACUGGGCCUACAAAUCCCUAUAUCGAGGGGACAUAGCAAGAUAUAAAAGGAAAGGAGAGUCCUGUCUUGGCAUAGAUGUGAAGAAACAACGUAUAACUUGGGCCAGUUCUGCAUCAGAAAAGAAGCGAUCGCAGAGGCAACCUGAGCGCUAUUUCACAAAGAACAAUGUGAAGAUGCUGAACACAGAUGGGAUUCCUGUUUACAAUAAAAGUUCUCCAUCCGACCCCACUGCUUUUAUACCAGUUUCCCAAAUGGAAACUGAUGAUCCUUCUGACACAACAGAGGUGAAUCCUCUUGGGAUUUAUGAUCCAUCUACUACAAUGUGGCUGCAAGGAAAAGGGUGCAAGGGCACAGACCUCGAGCCUGUAAAGCAGCAGGUGUUCCAAGAGCCUGGGACAAAUAUUAACUCCAUUCUAAUGUCAAAAGUGGAAGAGCAUAACAAGAAGGUUAGAGAAAACCCAAGAGAUAUUGAUGCUUGGAUGGAAUUUGUUUCUUUUCAGGAUGAAUUAAUGAGAGGACCUGGCCUUUAUGCCAGUAAGGGAGAGCAGGAAGUAAGGAGAAAAUCACUGAAGUUAAUAUUGGAAAAGAAACUGGCUAUUUUAGAGAAGGCUAUUGAAAGCAAUCCAAGUAAUGUUGAUCUGAAACUCGCCAGACUGAAGCUUUGCACAGAGUUCUGGGAACCGCCAGCUUUGAUCAAAGAAUGGCAGAAGUUAAUUUUCUUACAUCCCAAUAAUCCAGACCUGUGGAAGAAAUAUCUCCUGUUCUGUCAAAGUCAGUUCAGUACCUUUACUGUUUCAAAAAUCAAUAGUCUCUAUGGAAAAUGUUUGACGACGUUAGCAGCUGUACAUGAUGGCAGUAUGGUAUCCCAUCCACUACUGCCUGGCACAGAAGAAGCUAUGUUAGCUAUAUUUCUUCAGCAGUGCCAUUUUCUGAGACAGGCUGGCCAUUCUGAGAAGGCGGUGUCUUUGUUUCAGGCUCUGAUUGACUUCACCUUCUUUAAACCUGACAGUGUAAAAGAUUUGCCAACAAGGGGACAGGUGGAAUUCUUUGAACCAUUCUGGGAUAGUGGAGAACCUCGAAUUGGAGAGAAAGGAGCAAGAGGCUGGAGAGCAUGGAUGCACCAACAAGAAAAGGGUGGCUGGAUAGCUGUUACCAAGUCUGAUGAUGAUGAUGAAGAGAUAGAUGAGGAUCAAGAAAUAAAGAAUAAAACUCUACCAAAAUGGCAAAUUUGGCUGGAUAUUGAAUAUUCUCGGGAAGCAAGGCAUUGGUUACCUUGGAGGCCAGACAAAACCAAAAAGCAGACUGAGGAAGACUGUGAAGAUCCAGAAAGACAGGUGUUAUUUGAUGAUCUGGGACCAUCUUUAAUCCAACUUUCUACUCCUGAUCUUCAGUGUCAACUACUGUACUCAUUUUUGCAAUUCCUGGGAGUCCCAUGCACAAGUAGACUCUUUCCUUCAAGCCUCUAUGUCGCCAUGGAUGAAAAUAACAUUUUUGACAGCGUGCUUUCUGAUGAAAAGCCACUGACUUCUAUUGAUUUGCAACUUUCUGGGUUCUGCAGUAUUGGUCAUAUGGAUACAAUACUGAGAAGGAGACAUCACAUAGGCCACUAUAAGGAAGGAGAGGAGUUCAUACAGAAUGUUUUUCACGUUCUAUUCCUGCUAUUUUCAGGACAGGAAAAAUGUAAUCUGUCCAUUUGUUGGUUACAGUAUGAAAUAUCUAAGGUAGUUCAGUGUCUCCAAACAAAAAACAAGAAGAAGUUGAAGGUACAAGGGAAGAAAAGUAAAAAAUUGGCCAAGAAUCUCCUUAAAGCACCUGACAACCGAAAUCACAUUUCCCUCUGGAAACUGUAUGCCUACCUCGAAUGGCUGCUUGGUAACAUUGAUGAUGCUAGGAAGGUAUUUGAUACAGCUCUUUGUACGGCAGGGACAGGAGGAAUGAAGAAUCCCCAGCUCUGCAGUCUGAGUCUCCUCUAUGCUCAGCUGGAAGUGGAACUGCUAGAAAGUCUAGAAGGAGCUGUUAUGUCACGUGCUGUUCAUACAUUGACCAAACUGGCUGAAAGUGGGCCAUAUGUGCCUUAUAGUGGACAAGUUUUAUCCGUUAAUAUCUUGAAAGCUAGGAAAACGUAUGAGCAUGCGUUGCAAGAUUAUUUAAAUAAAACCCCAGUUGCUGAUCAGGAUCAGGUCAAUGACUCUAAUCAGCUGGUUAACUUGGUUGGUUGUUAUGCAAUUUUCCAGUAUUUGACUGUUGGGAUUGAUGCUGCGGUGCUAAUAUAUGCACGAGCUUCGGAAAAGCUUGAAGUUCCUGAUCCAAAGAAACGUGAAAAUACUGGAAAGAAUCUUAGCAUUCAAAAUGUCCCCACCGCUCUUGAGGCUAUCACACUGCUCCAUACAAACUUACUCAGAUUCCACAUGAAAAUUGGUGUUUAUCCUUUGAAUCCUCUGCGAGAGGCACUAACGGAGGCUCUGAAACGGUAUCCUAGCAACCAGUCUCUUUGGAGGUCAUAUAUCCAGAUCCAAAGGAAGUCUCACAACGCUAGCAGAGCACGAAGAUUUUUUGAUAGUGUCACAAGGUCUACUGACUCUUUAGAGCCAUGGCUGUUUGCAAUCCAGGCAGAGCAGAUGAGAAAAAAACUCAUUGAGAAUGUCCAAAGGGCAGAUGUUGGUGAAAUACAUUCUACUAUUCCUGAAACUGGAUUAACAAAUCGGAUUGUAGCUCUAUUUGAACACGCAGUUCAGAGUGAAAGUGGCACCCAUUGUCCGCUGCUGUGGAGAAUGUAUUUGAACUUUCUGGUUUCACUAGGAAAAAAAGAAAAAAGUAAAGGAUUAUUUUACAGAGCCCUUCAGAACUGUCCUUGGGCAAAGGUACUCUAUAUGGAUGCAGUAGAGUACUUUCCUGAUGAGCUGCAAGAGGCACUUGAUCUAAUGACUGAAAAAGAACUGAGAGUGCGGGUACCUAUGGAAGAGCUGGAUCUCCUUUUAGAGGUUUAAAAGAAGAGAGGAAGAAUGGAAAAAGUACAGAAGCUAGUGCCAAAACUGGCAGUUAGAACUGUCUGUUUUCAACUAAGAGCUCUGUUGGGACUUGGGUACUAUGUACUUUAAAAAACAAAACAAAACAAAACAAAACAAACUUAUUUUAUAAAUUGCUACCAAAAUGGAGUUCUACUAGCUGCAAGUAUCCUGGAAUCAAGUACUGCAUUUUGCCCGCAAAAAUGCAUCUAUUUUCUCUGAAGUAUUGUUGGCUUCCACAGAAGGAUACCCUCUUAUAAAUACCCUCCUGUUGAACAUUGCCCACGUUUCUUAUUCUGUUGUUUGAAAUUACAUUCCCUAGAGUUCAGUGGAGAUUCAGUACAUGCCAACUAUGGUUUAGUGAGCAGUACAGGAAAUAAACAUCUGCCAAAUAGAUGCUCUGCUGUCCUCCAUUUGGCAGACUUCAGUAAUUUCCUUCGGCUUGGUAUGCGUGUGUGUAUAUAUAACUACCAAGUCAAACAGCAGUUAUAUCUGUUAAUAAACUGUUAGUAAAAGCCAAAUCUUUGCUUGAGCAGCACCUAUUUUGGACUUGUAUUUGUAUGUGUGGACAGAUGACCAUUUUAAUAUGAAUAUUUAUAGAAAAUAUACCAGAAUAUUUUUAAAUUUGGCUGGAAUUUGAAUUAUUUUGUUUCUUAAUUUUAAUGGGUCUGAGAAUGCUUUAAAACUAAAGUUGUAUCUAUAGCUUGUCUCUAAGCAGCUUAUUUUUAAACAAGUUGCAGUAAUUGAUUAUUCCCUUUUGCCCAAAUAUACGUUGUCGUCAUGAGAGAAGUAGAGGGCAGUUCUGUAUUUAUUCCUCACCAAAAAAGGCGUAACAGUCAAAGCAUAACUGUUUGAUAGUAGCUUUUAUCCAAGAAUCGGUGUUUUUUACAGGCAAGACCCUGGAGAAAUAAUAAAUGUGGCAACAAUUUAGUUAUGUUAUAUGUUUAUUUUCUAAGGCAGAAGAUGCUGAAAUACGUAAAAGACUAGGUUUAGCAUCUCUACAAGUAGAGACCCAAGCACUCAGAAACUGGAUCUUCAUCUCUGAAAGAGAGUAUCUGCAGCCACUGAGUGUCCUCAACUGCCCCUCAGUUUUUUCAGGAGAAAACUAACAACUGUCACUAACAACUGAUUGUGGUUAUAAAGCUCUUGGGCCUCUCAAUAAUGAGGUCAACUGUCAUGAUUUAAAAGCACUAGCCUAAAAAAUCACUGACAUUUAUUUCCUGACCUUUCCAAGGAGGCAGAGCUCAUUGGGUUUGCAGGAACGGGUAAUAAAACUUCUUUUUUUCUAACUCUGGAUGAAAGACAUCUCUAUUUCAGGGUUCCUGUUAUCCAGAUUAAAUACAAAAGCUCCAUUCAUAUGCAGGGUUUGUUUUUUGAAAAUGAUGAGCUACAUGAUAAUUUUUACUUGAAAAAGCUCUCGUGACCUUGCUGCUACUGUUGUUACAGCACUAGCAGUUAUAAAGGGGAUUGCUGUAUGAGUAACUUUCAGAUUUCUACCACUCUCCAGCAUUUACUCCUGCAGAAAGCUUACAGUCUUUGCUCUGUAAAGUGCUUGUGAUCUAUACAUGGAAUUUAUAGUGCUCUAAAUCAGUUGGACCCUGGGUUCCUUUAUUUGGUGGGUGGUAUCAGUUUACACAGGUUUGGAAUUAAGUUAAAUUCUUAUUCUUUUCAACAAUAACUUGCUU